AUGUCGUGGCAGGCGUAUAUCGAUGACAGCCUUAUCGGCAGUGGACACAUGCACAGUGCGGCGAUUGUUGGUCUUUCCGACGGGAGUUACUGGGGUUAUGGAGGAACCUAUAUCCCACAGCCUGAUGAGGUUGCCCAUAUAUUGAAGUGCCUGGGAAAUUUUUCACUCGUGCAGUCCUCCGGCGUGACUAUUUAUGGUGUGAAGUUUUUUGGUCUUCAGUCUGGUGAAGAAGGCGAAAUGAAAUACAUCUUUUUCAAAAAAGGUGCGGCGGGUGGAUGCAUCUAUACAUCAAAACAGACGGCUAUUAUUGCAGUUUACGGGAAUCCCGGAACUUCUUCAUCUCUUCAACAGGAUCUUGAAAAGAAGGAGGGAGCAGAAAUUGCAGUCAAUCCUGCCGAUUGCAACUCCACCGUGAAACGGAUCGCUGAGUAUCUUAUCAGUUUGGAUUACUAA
Molecule: messenger RNA, 453 nt
Organism: Trypanosoma cruzi
Lineage: Eukaryota; Euglenozoa; Kinetoplastea; Trypanosomatida; Trypanosomatidae
Product: profilin, putative
Exons: 1
Coding region: 1-453 (150 amino acids)
Cellular component (GO): cell cortex
Molecular function (GO): actin monomer binding
Source: RefSeq, a predicted model, not a curated record